Messenger RNA from Medioppia subpectinata, 2053 nucleotides. Lineage: Eukaryota; Metazoa; Arthropoda; Arachnida; Sarcoptiformes; Oppiidae. The record is from the annotation of a GenBank genome assembly.
AUGCGUACACUAUCAAAAACAAUGUUUAAAACACUGGGAUUACUAGCGAUGGCAUCACUGAUGAGUGUCUGUGUCUAUAGCGAGACAUUAAAUGCCGAUGCGAUGGAUGUGUUGAAAAAAGUAGGCGAAACUCUUUGCGGUGAUUUGCCCGCAGAUCAGGUCACUAUUAUUAAGGAGUGCGACGGCAGUCUGUCCGGCAUGUUUAAAAUGUCAUUUGGCUCGUGUCUGACCCAAGCCAUGGAUAUCAAAGUGAUGGAAAAGCCCUUUCCAUGCUAUUGGAAUAUGCCUGGAAAUGAUAAGCUUAAGGAAUGUCUGGAAAAACGGCGAGAAAUGGCUGUUAAGAUGAAUAUAGAUGUCGAGGCCAUGAGAGCCAAAAUGUUGAAUCCCUACUCAAAUUUUUUAAAGCACCGGAAGAAUUGCUCAAAUAUCAAAUGCGAUGAUCUGGAAGAGGAGAUCCGACCCGAAGAUGAUUAUAACCAUGAAUACAAUUAUACACCCGUUGAACACCAAACCAUCCAAGACUUCAAGCAGCAACGGCUGUCGGCGUGGCUACCAUUUUACAACGGGGUGAUAGUGUUUCCCACAUUUUUCCUGCUAUCUCUUUGCACCAUAACUCUGGGCGUGUGUCAGCUAUACAUCUCGGCACAGGUGCAGGAGCUCGAGAUCUACUACACCGACUGCUACCCGACCGCCAUCGGCAACAAGACCUGCGCCCAGACGCUGGCCGACAACCCGAGCUCUACCGGCUGUACGUGUUUAAUACCGUUCGCGUUGUCGGUGCCGUUCGCGGCCAACGUCUAUGUCUACUAUGCGCUCAAUAACUACUAUCAAAGUCUACAGAAUUAUAUCUACAGCGAAAAUCCGGAUCAACUAAACGGUGAUCUCACACCACAAUACCUGUGCAACAGUGAGACCGCUUCCCUUUACAACGCCUUCUCGUACAAAGCGAUCGAUGGCCAGGAGGUGCCGAUCGUGCCGUGCGGUGCCAUCGGUAACAGUCUAUUCAACGAUACCAUUGAUAUAUUAGACGCCGGCAGCGGUGGACUACCUGUUCCUCUCCUAUACACCGGCAUUAGUUGGCCCACCGAUCAGCAGAAGUUUAAUAAUCCACCAGGUUUACCCCUAAACAUUGCGUACGAGAACUACACAAACCCUCCGUUUUGGGGCAGUAAAAACAUCUGGCAAUUGGAUCCAAACAAUCCGGACAACAAUGGCUUAAAAAACGAGGCACUGAUUGUGUGGUACCGGACGGCAGCCUUUCCACACUUUCGCAAACUGUACGCCAGAGUCGACCACAAAAACUCAACCCUUUAUUACAAUUCACUGCCCGAAGGAAAUUAUAUACUUAAAAUAGGCUACAAUUACCCAGUAACUUCGUUCAAAGGCGUUAAAAGUAUUGUCAUAAGCAAUACCUCAUGGAUUGGCGGCAAAAACUCAUUCCUCGGCUUCGCAUACAUAGUAUUCGGGUCGACGGGAACAAUUGGCGUUAACCAUAAGUACUCCAUAUUUUAUGGGCCAGACAUUGACUACAAGAGCUGUUUUGCAAUGUUUAAAUUACCGACAAAAUUAUACGCAACGCUAAUCACAAUCGGUGUGAUUAUCGGCACAUUUGCGGUGAUGUUUGUCUCGUUUAAAAUCUUAAGCAACACUUAUGGCCAACACCUCAACGAUGACACUAUGGAUACGUUGGUUGAGGUGUUGAUAGUCGUGUGUAAUCCCGACAACACUCUGUCCGCCGAUCAUAACAAGACUGUUGGUCAGUGCGAGGCUCUGGUGCCCGGAGUGUUUCGGCAAAUAUACAACAGUUGUGUCCGCGAAGCCAUGAAUAUCACAGAAAUCACUCAACCAUUUAUUUGCUACCGUUUUCUUAAGGGCAGCGAUCGGUUAACUGAAUGUAUGUUGAGAUGGGAAAGGAGAGGAUCUAUGAUUGGACUGGAAGUGCCCCGCAUUAGGGAUAGGAUUUUAAAUAAAUACUCGGAAUGCAUGAAACCAGUGGUUCCCGUGGAUGAGGAGACAGAUGCAGAUUAUUAGAUAUUGUUAUAUUGUUUAUAAU